This is a messenger RNA of Fraxinus pennsylvanica, 873 nucleotides long. The record is from the annotation of a GenBank genome assembly. Lineage: Eukaryota; Viridiplantae; Streptophyta; Magnoliopsida; Lamiales; Oleaceae.
AUGGAUAUGCCAUUGCCUCCAGGAUUUCGGUUCCACCCGACCGAUGAAGAGCUCGUGAUGCACUACUUAUGCCGAAAAUGUACUUCACAGUCAAUUUCUGUCCCUAUUAUAGCAGAAAUUGACCUCUACAAGCAUAACCCAUGGGAACUUCCUGGAUUAGCUCUGUAUGGGGAGAAAGAGUGGUACUUCUUUUCGCCUCGGGAUAGGAAGUACCCAAACGGGUCAAGGCCUAAUCGGGCGGCUGGGAGUGGGUACUGGAAGGCGACCGGGGCGGAUAAACCGAUUGGUCGUCCAAAACCAAUCGGAAUUAAAAAGGCCUUGGUGUUUUACGCUGGUAAGGCGCCUCGAGGUGAAAAGACCAAUUGGAUAAUGCACGAGUAUCGCCUAGCCGACGUGGAUCGCUCGGCUCGCAGAAGGGACAACAGUCUUAGGCUGGAUGAUUGGGUAUUAUGCCGAAUAUACAAUAAGAAGGGUACCAUCGAGAAGCGUGACGCCAGCGGCCAGAGUAUGAUGAGCGCAGUGACGUCAGAGGAGGAGACGAAGCCCGUCAUCAUGACGUCAGUCCCGGAAUCGUCGGCGGUGUACGAUGACUUGGUGUACCUCAAUCCAUCCGAUUCCAUCCCGAGGCUUCACACGGAUUCAAGCUGCUCGGAGCACAUAGUUUCGCCGGAGUUCGCGCCGGAGGUGGAGAGCGCGCCGAAGCUGAUGGACUGGGACAAAGGCACCCUUGAUUUCUCGUUUAAUUACCUGAACACGACUGGUCCCAAUUCGGUGGACACUGCCGGCGGUUCGCUGAUUGGUUCACAGUUCCAGAGCAAUUAUCAGAUGGAGCCUAUGCCGGAUAUGUUCGCGUAUUUGAGCAAACCGUUUUGA